UUCCAACUUUGAAUAUCCACUGUCAACAACAGGUGCUUCUGACUUCAUUGCGCGCCCUGUACCUUUUGAUUUUGUUUCUUAUUCACAGCUCUCAAGGAACAAAAAAAGCCCUCCCGUCUGAUGACCAAUUCAGAAGCCAUGUCGAGCUCUGUAAAGUCUGCACUUGCUCAGAACCGCGCCAAGGUCCGCCUCGUGGAGGCUCACGACCCUUCGUCCAUUGACCUCGUGAGAACAACCAUUGGCAGCGAUGGCGAGUCAUUCCACGGGGUCUGGGUCAGCGGCCUCACCCAGACCACAUAUCUGGGCAUCCCCGACACCGAAAUGAUAACGCCCCUGGAGCGGGCCUCUCUCAUUACAUAUGCCGACGCGGGCCGUCACGAAAACGACGAGUCCCGGAAGCUCUGCUGGGCCUUUGACGCCGACAGCGGCGGCCCGAGGGCCGAGAUCCCAGCUCUCGUCGCGAAGCUGUCGAGCAUGGGCAUCUCCAUGGCGGUCAUCGAGGACAAGGAAGUCUCGGAGCCUGGCGCAAAGGUCAACUCGCUCGCUGCGUCGUCCGCCUCCCAGGGGCAAGCCAAUAUGCACGAGUUCUCAGCGACCAUCAUGGCUUUCAAAGAGGCGGCGGCGUCGUCUGCGGACUUUAUGGUCACGGCGAGGAUCGAGAGCUUCACGACGCGCAAGCGGAAGCAAGAUGCCACCGAGGAGAUGGCGUCCGUCCGCGCCGCCCUGGAAGACGCCCUCGCUCGCGCGCAGGCGUACUGCGCCGCCGGUGCCGACGCAAUCAUGAUCCACAGCAAGAGCAAGAAGCCCGACGAGAUCCUGGACUUUAUCCGACGCUUCCGUGUCCGAAACCGCCACACACCCAUCGUCGUGGUGCCGACGACGUACUCUACCACGCCCGAAGACGUCUUAUACAACGCCGGUGCCAACGUCAUCAUCUAUGCCAACCAUUUGAUGAGGGCCAAGAUCAAGACGGCCAACCGGGUAUCCGACGGGAUCCUUGCCACUAAUCCGGGACUCCUCUCGGCCGAACCCGCCCUGGGGAGAUGCGCAUCUUUGCAGAAUUUUGGCUGUCUUUUGGCCAAGAUCUCGGAAAUGGAACACCGCAACGAGGCCAUCAUACAGUAUGGCAAAGAACUCGAACGCGGGGCGGUCGAGGGCAUGCGAAACGUUCUCACGAGUCUCCUGGAUUCCAAGACAUCGGGGGGCGCCGACAGGCACAUCAUCCCCGUUGCCGACCUUCUCCGUAUCAACGGCUCCCAAGUCACCUUCAAGUUGGGUUCCAUGUCGUGGCCCGAGACUGGCGUCGAGACCUUGGCGGCCACAAAGGACCGCCGAGGAGACGGCCCCAGCUACGGCCAGCACAGCUCCGGAUGGUUAGGGGCGAUCCAAGAUGCAUUCGCAAAUUGGCUCAAGGUGUUUUUCACUGGAAUGAACUCGGCAGUGCCACAGGAGGGCAAGGGGGCGUAGGUUGGGGCUGGCAACGGCGAGAUGCAUGAGCUUUCUCUUUCAGGAGAUAGAUGGGCUCAGCUACCAGCCCAUGCUAUUUCAUAUAUCAUUGAGUAUAAUAUGGGUAACCAGUUGGGCCGCGAAGGCAGCGGCAGCGACGAGAGCGUCGAUAGCAG
This is a messenger RNA of Purpureocillium takamizusanense, 1622 nucleotides long. RefSeq lists its product as uncharacterized. The transcript has a single exon. Gene Ontology annotation, molecular function: catalytic activity. Bases 121 to 1467 code for a protein of 448 amino acids. The record is from RefSeq and is a predicted model, not a curated record. NCBI's taxonomy places the organism in Eukaryota, Fungi, Ascomycota, Sordariomycetes, Hypocreales, Ophiocordycipitaceae.